This is a messenger RNA of Bubalus bubalis (water buffalo), 1213 nucleotides long. It is a transcript of the gene PPP1R14D, whose product is annotated as protein phosphatase 1 regulatory inhibitor subunit 14D. The transcript is spliced from 6 exons. Gene Ontology annotation, molecular function: protein serine/threonine phosphatase inhibitor activity. NCBI's taxonomy places the organism in Eukaryota, Metazoa, Chordata, Mammalia, Artiodactyla, Bovidae. Bases 605 to 1093 code for a protein of 162 amino acids. The record is from RefSeq and is a predicted model, not a curated record. Gene Ontology annotation, cellular component: cytoplasm. Gene Ontology annotation, biological process: regulation of phosphorylation.
GUGACCCCGCACCCGGUCGGACGGCUAAAGAGCUCACGUACCCGGACACACGCACCGGCGCAGAACAAAGGGCCAGACAUGCUCCGAACCCGCUCCGCCUCCUCCUGGCUCUCCUCGGCCCGGGUUACCUGCGCAGGUGGGGUGCUCCUGGUCAGGAGAUGGUUCUUUCUUUCAGUAAAAUAACAUCCUUGGAAGCUAGAGGUUCCGGAUCACCAAAGUAGCUGAGCCUUCAUUGAGCCCUGGACUCCUUGAAACCAGGCUUAUUGCUUUUCCUGAGUGAAGAACUCCUCUUAAAGGCCAUUCUUUACAGAACAAUGUUGGUCCUGUUAAUGUUCUCCUCAAAAGAGAUUCCAUACCGGACCUCCCUGGUAGUACAGUGAAUAGAAAUCCGCCUGCCAAUGCAGAGGUCACAGAUUCAAGCCCUGAUCCAGGAAGACUCCAUAUGCCAGGAACAACUAAAGCCCACGAGCUGCAACUAGUGAACCUGUUCACCUAGAGUCCGAGCCCUGCAACGAAAGAAAUCGCAGCAGUGGGAAACCCUUGCACCACAACAGAGAGUGGCCCGCAGCAAUGAAGACCCAGCGCAACCAAAAAUAAUCCUUCCAUGCUGUCUUCAAGCCCUGCUUCCUGCACAUCUCCCAACCCGGACAAGGAGAAUCCAAGUAAGAAGGUUCACUGGGCUUCUGGGAGGAGGAGGACAUCAUCCACGGACUCCGAGUCGAAGUCCCAGUCCGACCCCUUCCGACCCCGGUCCCGGAAACCCAGCCGGCUGACGGUGAAGAUCAACCAACUUCUUCAGAGCCUGAGAUCGACCUGGAGGCUCUCAUGGAACUAUCCACAGAGGAGCAGAAGACUCAAUUGGAGGCUCUUCUCCAAAACUGCUCCCGCCCCACAGAGCCUUUUAUCUCUGAGCUGCUCAGUCAACUCAAGAAACUUCGGAGACUCAGUCGACCUCAGAAAUAAGCCUUGUGAGACUAGCUUCAUCAGCCUCAGCACUGCCCAGUCUGCCCUGAACCCCUGGAUCUUUGGCUGGGUGGGAAACCACUCCUUGGGACCCAGACGAGGAACAUGGAGAAUGAGGAGGGACAUUUGAACGCCUCUGUCUAUGUGCAGCCACAGUUGGUUCCUGUCAGCUGCACUGUCUGGGAGCCAGUCAUGGCUGUUGCCCACUGCCUUCCCAUCAGCCAAGUGGAUAAAACCUUCAGGAGCCCCA